This is a messenger RNA of Capsicum annuum, 2809 nucleotides long. RefSeq names its product G-type lectin S-receptor-like serine/threonine-protein kinase At4g27290. The record is from RefSeq and is a predicted model, not a curated record. Lineage: Eukaryota; Viridiplantae; Streptophyta; Magnoliopsida; Solanales; Solanaceae. The coding region runs from base 277 to 2682 and encodes 801 amino acids. Gene Ontology annotation, molecular function: protein serine/threonine kinase activity; ATP binding. The transcript is spliced from 6 exons. Gene Ontology annotation, biological process: protein phosphorylation; recognition of pollen.
UGUGAGACUUGGAGUCAAAUGUGAGAUGAAGAUGGUAUCAUAUGGGAGGAGGUGUUUGUCCUUUAUCGCUCACACAUAAUAGACUAGUCUUUUGAGUUGGACUUUCCUGUGACCCCACACAUAAUUUGCUAACUACCCAAACGUACCCUACACCGUGCCCUCUUGGAAUUUCAUUUAUAACAGAGAAGUACCCAGACAUGCAAAUAGUCAAAUUUUAUCAAUAGAACAACAUAAGGUACUAUCAUAGACACCAAAUUAAAGACUUAGGCAUCACAAAUGAAAGCUAGUUUCUUCCUACUUUUUCUACUGUCUUUCUACUCUUCUUUGCAUGAGAUUUCUACAACAGAUGUAAUCACUAAAAAUCAAUACAUCACAGAUGGUGAAACAAUUGUUUCAUCUGGUGGAACCUUUGAGAUGGGAUUUUUCAGUCCCACUGGUUCGUCAAAACGAUAUGUUGGGAUAUGGUACAAGCAAAUUCUUCCUAUGCAGACAUUAGUAUGGGUUGCCAACAGAGAGAAACCACUCACCAAUACAUCUUCAAUCGUUUUGAAGGUCACCAGGCCGGGAAUUCUUGCUCUUCUCAACGACAAGAAAGAUAUUAUAUGGUCCACUAACACCUCACGAUCAGUCCGAUAUCCAGUUGCACUACUUUUGGAUUCUGGUAAUCUUGUUGUGAAAGAUGCAAAUGAAACAAAUCCAGAAAAAUUCAUCUGGCAGAGCUUCAAUGUUCCAACUGAUACGUUCUUGCCUUAUAUGAAGCUUGGCAAGAAUUUUAAAACUGGCCAAGAGGUUUACCUUUCAGCAUGGAAGAACGACAGUGACCCAACUCCAGGGGAACUCACUCUACACAUUGAUCCUACUGGAUAUCCACAGACACUCGUCAAACGUGGCACACGUGUAGUAGUUAGCUCAGGACCAUGGAAUGGUUUACGUUUCAGUGGGGAUCGCACACCACCACCAAACCAAAGCAGCAUUUAUAAAGUUCAGUUUGUAUUCAAUAAGGAGGAGGUUUCCUAUAGUUAUUAUUUCAUUAACAACUUGGUGUUACCAAGGCUAGUCCUGUCUAGCAAUGGUUAUCUCCAAGGCCUCAUGUGGGUGGAUCAGACAAAGAGUUGGCUUUACGUCAGGUCACCUCCUACUGCAUGUGACGCAUAUAACUUAUGCGGUGCCUAUGGGAGCUGUGAUGUAGAUCAUUCCCCUGUUUGUACGUGUUUGGAAAAGUUUGUUGCUAAAUAUCCACAGCAAUGGGAAAAGGGAGAUUGGUCUAAUGGGUGUGUUCGGAGGAAGCCUUUCGAUUGCAACAAGGAACAUGCGUUUCUAAAAUAUUCCGAAAUUAAGUUGCCAGAUACUAAGUACUCUCAGUACAAUACGACCAUGACACUUGACGGGUGUAGGGACGUAUGCUCGAGGAACUGCUCUUGCACAGCUUAUUCGACUCUAAAUAUAAGCAGUGGAAAAGGUUGCUUGUUUUGGUUUGGGGUCUUGAUUGACAUCACAAAGAUGCCUGGAGGACAGGACAUCUACAUCAGGAUGGCUGCUUCAGAACUAGUAUCUGAGACAGGUUCAAAUCAAAAGACAGCAAAGAUACUCGCAGUGAGUCUCUCAUUGAUGGCACUGAUUUUGCUUGGCCUUGUUCUGCUGUUGUAUAAAUGGAAAAAGAACAAACUGAAACUCAAAGAAGAAUUUGAGCUUCCACUCUUCCAAUUGUCGACAAUAACAAGAGCUACAAAUAACUUUUCGGACAACAACAAGAUUGGAGAGGGUGGGUUUGGACCCGUUUACAAGGGGGUCCUGGAAGAGGGACAAGAAAUUGCGGUGAAGAGACUCUCUAGGACUUCCACGCAAGGACUGGACGAAUUCAAGAACGAAGUUAUCUAUAUUGCAAAGCUUCAGCAUAGAAAUCUUGUGAGACUUCUGGGUUGCUGCAUUCAAGGGGAAGAAAAGAUGUUGAUCUAUGAAUUCAUGCCUAACAAAAGCCUGGACUCAUACAUAUUUGAUCAAACAAAUAGCAAAUUACUUGAUUGGCCAAAGCGUUUCGACAUAAUAAAAGGAAUUGCACGUGGCUUAUUGUAUCUCCAUCAAGAUUCUCGACUACGGAUUAUCCAUAGAGACCUUAAAGCAAGCAAUAUUUUGCUAGAUAUAGAAAUGAAUCCAAAGAUAUCAGACUUUGGGUUGGCUAGAAGUGUUGCAGGGAAUGAGAUGGGAGCAAACACAAGCCAUGUGGUUGGGACACAUGGCUACAUGGCCCCAGAAUAUGCAGUAGAAGGGACUUUCUCCGUAAAAUCAGAUGUGUUUAGCUUUGGUGUCUUGGUUUUAGAGAUUGUGAGUUGCAAGAGAAAUAGAACAGUUUUAGAUCAAGAUCAAAACCUUAACCUUCUCGGACAUGCAUGGAAGCUUUACAAAGAAGAUAGGUCCUUGGAGCUAAUUGAUUAUGAGCAGCUAGCUGAUUCUGGCCAUAUAUCUCAAGUUUUAAGGUCAAUCCAAGUAGGUCUAUUAUGCGUGCAACAAUGUCCUGAAGAUAGGCCAAAUAUGUCUUCGGUCAUUAUGAUGUUGGGUAACGACCUCGGGAGUAUACUGCCAGAAGCUAAAGAACCAGGUUUUUUCCCACAAAGAGAGGUACUCGAUGCAGAAAAUUCAGCAUCGCAGAAUGAAGUCACGAUCACAAUGUUAAAUCCUCGGUAGAGUGAAAAAAAUAUAAUGCAACUAUUUUUACGGGUGAAUGUGCACGAGAAUAUUAGAUAAAAUGUAGAACUUUGAUUCUUGAAAAAUACAGCAAUAUCUAAACAAAACAAGAAGUUAAGUUUUUCUA